Molecule: messenger RNA, 2106 nt
Organism: Suncus etruscus (white-toothed pygmy shrew)
Lineage: Eukaryota; Metazoa; Chordata; Mammalia; Eulipotyphla; Soricidae
Product: tripartite motif-containing protein 5-like
Exons: 12
Coding region: 61-2106 (681 amino acids)
Molecular function (GO): zinc ion binding
Source: RefSeq, a predicted model, not a curated record
ACUGUGAAAAGGAGAGCCUCAGAAGCCAGGCUAAGAAAUACAAUCAGUAGAACAAUAGUUAUGGCUACAGAAAUCCUGAAAAACAUACAGGAAGAGGUAACCUGCCCCAUUUGCCUGGAACUCCUAUCAGAUCCCUUGAGCCUGGACUGUGGCCACAGCUUUUGUCAAACUUGCAUCACUGCAAAUAGCCAGGAGGUCAGCUCAGCAGAAAAGAACAGCUGCCCAGUAUGUAGAACCACUUACGAACCUGGAAACAUGAGGCCUAACCGACAUCUGGCCAAUGUAGCAUCAAAGCUCAGAGAAGUCAAGUUAAGUCCAGAAAUAGAAGAGAAGAAAGAUCUCUGUGCACACCAUGGAGAAAAGUUACUGCUGUUCUGUAAGGAGGACUGGAUGUUCAUUUGCUGGCUUUGUGAGAGAUCUCAAGAACACCGUGAUCACCACACCUUCCUCAUUGAGGAGGUAGCCAAAGAAUGCCAGGAAAAACUACAGGCAAAUCUGGAGAGUCUGAGGGAGAAACAGCAGAAAGCUGAGGUGUUUGAAACUGCCCUCAGAGAAGAGAAAACUUCCUGGAAGAAACAAAUAGAAAUUGAGAUACAAUGUGUCCAGAAAGAGUUUAAACAACUGAGAGAUAUUAUAGAUGUGGAAGAACUAAAGGAACUGCAAAAGCUGAGGCAAGAAGAUGAAAACAUUUUUCAUAACCUGGAAGAGUCUGAGAAAGAAUUGGUUCAACAGAAACAGUUAUUACAAGACCUCAUCUUAGAUAUGGAGCACACACUUCAAGCAUCAAUGAAAGAGAUGCUGCAGAAUGUGAAUGGCAUCAUAAAAAGGAGUGAGACCUUGACUUUGAUAGAGCCGAAAUCUUUCCCCCUGGAAAAACGCAAGGUUUUCCAAGCACCUAAUCUGGGAAGCAUACUGCAAGAACUUAAUGUUCAAAUGGACCUGAAAGAUCCUGGAAAUAACCCAGCUAUUGCCAUUUCUUCAAAUGGAAGAGAAGUGAAACUUGUGUCCUAUCAGAAUACUUCCCAUCAGAAAAUUUCAUGUAAUAGUUGCAAUAAUUAUGUCCUGGGCUCUCAAGCUUUCAAAUCAGGGAAGUAUUACUGGGAGGUGGAUGUGUCAAAAAAACAGGAAUGGGUGGUGGGGAAAACUGUGAAAAGGAGAGCCUCAGAAGCCAGGCUAAGAAAUACAAUCAGUAGAACAAUAGUUAUGGCUACAGAAAUCCUGAAAAACAUACAGGACGAAGUAACCUGCCCCAUUUGCCUGGAACUCCUAUUAGAACCCUUGAGCAUGGACUGUGGUCACAGCUUCUGUCAAACUUGCAUCACUGCAAAUAGCCAGCAUUUCAGCCAAGCAGAAAAGAGCAGAUGCCCAGUGUGUAGAACCACUUAUGAGGCUGGAAACAUGAGGCCUAACCGGCAUUUGGCCAAUAUAGCGUCAAGGCUCAGAGAAGUCAAGUUAAGCUCAGAAAUGGGAGAGAAGAAUGAUCUCUGUGCCCACCAUGGAGAAAAGUUGCUGCUAUUCUGUAAGAAGGACUGGAAGUUUAUCUGCUGGCUUUGUGAGAGAUCUCAGGAACAUCGUGGUCACCACACCUACCUCAUUGAGGAGGUAGCCAAGGAAUGCCAGGAAUAUCUACAGGCAAAUCUGGAGAGUAUGAGGGAGAAACAGCAGAAAGCUGAGGUGUUUGAAACUGCCCUCAGAGAAGAGAAAACUUCCUGGAAGAAACAAAUAGAAACUGAGAUUCAAAGUGUCCAGAAAGAGUUUAAACAAAUGAGAGAUAUUAUAGAUGUGGAAGAAUUAAAGGAAUUGCGAAAGCUGAGGAAAGAAAAUGAAAACAUUUUCCAUAACCUGGAAGAGUCUGAGAAAAAACUGGUUCAACAGAAACAGUUAUUACAAGACCUCAUCAUAGAUAUGGAGCGCACACUUCAAGCAUCAAUGAAAGAGAUGUUGCAGAAUGUGAAAGACAUCAUAAAAAGGAGUGAGACCUUGACUUUGACAGAGCCAAAAUCUUUCCCCCUGGGAAAACGCAAGGUUUUCCAAGCACCUGAUCUGGGAAGGAUACUACAAGAACUUAAUGAACUGAAAAAUAUGCAGCGCUACUGGGGUAGGUAA